AUGCAAUUGUUACAUGUUUUUAUUCUACAUUUAAACGUACUGGUGAUCUAUGGAAAAGAUUACACUGCCUAUGAAUCCAAUCGAUUAAAUAUUACGCAAUUUUAUCGAAAUCAUCUAUUGACAAGAGCACAAACAAAAAAUAGUAGUCAAACCAUAGUAGCAGUUGGUUUAGGUAUUAUUGAAGUUGCAGGAAUCGAUCCACAAAAGCAGGUCAUUACACUUAAUGUUAAUAUGGAAUUAAAAUGGUGCGAUGCAUUCCUACAAUGGAAUACAAGUGAACAAUUAUGCUCUACUGGACGAAAUCGUUCCGAGAUGUUCUUUACUGGAAAUGAAAUAUGGACACCUGACAUUAUUGCAAUAAAUGGUCCAGGAAAAAAAGAUAGAGGAAUUAAAUAUCAAUAUCCUGCAUUAGUUAUUUGUACAGGCAUUGUUCGCUGGUCAUAUCAAGAUAAACUUGUUUCAUAUUGUAAAAUUAAUGUUAAAAAUUUUCCAUUCGACCGACAAUAUUGUUCGAUUCUUCUUCAAUCAACUAUAUACGAUUCAAGUGAAUUAAAAUUACGCAGUUUAUAUACCGUUAUUCAAUUAUAUAAUCUUAUCAAUACAGAAUGGAAAAUAGUACAUUUAACGAUUGAAGAAAUUGAUAUAUACAAUCCACAUUAUUCACGUAAUUUCAGUACGAUUAAAAUUGAUAUUGAACUUGAACGUUUCUCGCGUUUUUAUGUUUUAAAAAUUAUGAUACCCUUUUCUGUUAUAUCAGCACUUGGACUAUUUUCAUUUUGUCUACCGACGGAUAGUGGUGAAAAAAUAGCAUUGACUGUGAGUGUUCUACUUUCAUUAACGAUUUAUUUACAACUCAUAUCUGAUUACGUGCCAAAAAGUGAACGUGGCCUAUCUCUAUUAACAUUGUAUUCCAAUACAAUAUUUUCGUUUGUUUUUCUUUCAUGCGUAUUUAAUAUAUGUACAAUAUUUAUAUAUUAUCAAGAACAGUUUAUAAUAAGAAGUAAAAUGUCAAAGCGAAAAAAAAAUUCUUUUUUACAUAAUCUACAUAAAUCAUUAUCAAAUUUAAAUCAACAACGAUGGUCAUCAUUACAACAAUGUGGAAAUGUUCAAGAAUGUUUAUCGGAAAGUAACAAUGUUAAUGCUCUUGAAGUAUUAAGCGAUAUACGACACAUUCGAGAAUUAUUAAUGAAUUUAUUUGUACGAGAAAAUUCUACUGAUUUUUAUCAAUAUUUAUCUUCUUCAUCGAAACGAUCUGUUAAACAACUUGCUGUUUUGGUUGAUCGAAUUUUCUUUUUUAUUUGUCUUAUUUUAAUACCAUUAAGUAUGGUUUUAUUAUUUACAGCAAACAAUGAAUCAGGUGUGUCAUCAACAGCAACAAAUCAAUUACUGGAUUUUCGUAAAACAGCUGUUGAUCCGAAGCCAAUUUUUCGUGGAUGUCCAACAUAA
This is a messenger RNA of Rotaria socialis, 1446 nucleotides long. NCBI's taxonomy places the organism in Eukaryota, Metazoa, Rotifera, Eurotatoria, Philodinida, Philodinidae. The record is from the annotation of a GenBank genome assembly.